AUGCAACAUUCCAUCGAAAAUGCAUUAGACAUACUUGUUUCACCUCGUUCGUCUAUCGAGGUUCAAAAAGACGCACUCACAACGCUUGAGCGAACAAUCGCUAUACUUCUAUUUGAUGAGAAAGGGCGUCAUGGACAAGGAAACAUUGACGAGUUUCUACAGAUACAAGACUCAUUCCAGUAUAAUCUUGCAUCUCGAAUACAUUGCUGGCUGGCAUAUCGAACUGAGGCUUUGAGCAAGCUCGGAGAUCGAAAGACAUGUAGUGCGAGCGACAGCCAAGAAGAGUCCUCAGAGAUUUCGUCGCUCGUCAUCCAAGCAUUGUCUCUGUUGCAGGGCGUCGCGCUGAUGCAUAGACCAAGUAAAGAGUUUUUGUGCAGAACGCACUCUCUAGAGGUUUUUAUCGAUCUCUUGGCCAUUUGUCGGUCUGCAAGUGCUAGGCCGUUUGGCAAUUCGACCAAUAUUUCGCCAACAAAGUCGGGAUCAGUUGAUCGUGCCUGGGAUCCAUCGUUGGCAUCCGCAGUCUUGGAUACGUUGUUAUGUGUUCUGGUUGACGCACCCACGGCUCUCCGAUGGUUCGAAGACGCAAAAGGGAUAGAGCACGUUGUGAAGAUACUCAAACGCCCUGCAAUUCCGAAGGAUGUCAGGAUAAAAUGCCUUGAAUUCUUGUAUUUCUAUCUCAUGGAUGAAUCGGGAUCUACGUUGAAUAGUAGCCUUGAGGGCUCUUCGACUUCUGAGAGGCUCGCAAAAGUUGCAUAUUUUGACCACUCAAGGAUUCCAACUGAUUCGAGUUCUGGUUCGGGAUCUUCAAAAUCUUCGUCGGGAUCUGCCUUCAGCUCAUGGUCUCCUACACCCACACUUGCGGGCACGCCACCCAUAUCGCCGAAGAAACCUUCACGUGAACUUCCCCAGCCAAAUGGACGUUUGGAUAUGCUUCGUAAAGAAGUUGAUUUUGUGCCUCAGAGUCCCAAACGAGCCAAAGUUGCACAACUUAAUGGAGGAAUGCGUCGUCCGGGAACACCCCGACAGGCAUCGCCAGUGAAAAAUCUGAAUGCGGAUAGGAGGACCAAGCAUCAACCUAGCCCAGUGGGGCGACUAGCAUCAGAGGAAACGUUACUUUCGGAAUCGGACGUCGAGUCCACUGUCUGUGGAGACAGGAGGUCGCUUUCCGUUGAUGAAGGGACGGCGACGGACUCGCGGAUACGAACGAUAGAGGAGAAGAAAGCGAUAUUAGGACAGCUCCUCGGGAACGUUGACGCGCUUGUUGAAGGUGUAAAGAAAGCUGGAAUUUGGGGGUUAGGUGAAUAA
Messenger RNA from Fomitiporia mediterranea MF3/22, 1305 nucleotides. RefSeq lists its product as uncharacterized. Bases 1 to 1305 code for a protein of 434 amino acids. The record is from RefSeq and is a predicted model, not a curated record. The transcript is spliced from 6 exons. Lineage: Eukaryota; Fungi; Basidiomycota; Agaricomycetes; Hymenochaetales; Hymenochaetaceae.